GUUAUUUUAGGUGGGCCCUCUGUAAAUAUGUGUUUUUGACAGGUUUAUUUAGAAGAAUGAGGCCUAAAGAUUUGAUGUUCACCAUUGGGUUGAUGACUGGAUUUUUCACCCUUCACUUACUGCUUAACUCCAUAGUUCCAAUGGAGCAGGUCUCCGUCUCUGUGAGGAAUGGAAAUCAUCGGCUUAAUGGCCAUAAUGCAUACACAGAACCAAGUAAAAGGAACAACUCGGCAGGAAAUUCCCCUACCUCUGCACGGAUUUUGUGUUGGAUUAUGACCGGACCUAAGAACCUGGAAUCACGAACCAAGCAUGUCAAGGCAACGUGGGGAAAGCAUUGCCACAAAGUGCUGUACAUGAGUUCAGUGAAGACAGAUUUCCCUACUGUGGAGCUGAAUGUGAGUGAAGGAAGGGAAAAUCUGUAUUGGAAGACCAUCAAAGCUCUCCAGUACAUCCACCAGCACCAUUUGGAUGGAGCCAACUGGUUCCUGAAAGCAGAUGAUGACACAUAUGUGGUUGUAGAGAACCUGAAGUACAUCUUAUCCAAAUUUGACCCAGAAAAACCAUUGUACAUGGGUCGCAGGUUUAAACCAUUCAUAAGUCAAGGCUACAUGAGUGGAGGAGCAGGUUACGUCCUGAGUAAGGAAGCACUGAGGAGAUUUGUAAGAGGUUUUCACACAGGAGAAUGUACUCACUUCUCCACAAUAGAAGACAUGGCUCUGGGGAAAUGUAUGGAGACCAUGAAAGUGGAGCCAGUAGACACCCGAGACAUGAAGGGCAGGCAAACAUUCCAUCCUUAUCCUCUAGACCAUUACGUUAUACGACAACAGCGAAGACCUCGGCCUUGGAAUAUGAUUUAUGACUACUAUACUCCAAUUGAGGGUCCAAAUUGCUGCUCAGAUUUAGUUGUAUCUUUUCACUACAUUUAUGCUGUUCAGCAGUACGUGUUGGAGUAUCUGACCUACCAUCUACGACCAUAUGGUUACAUAUAUAGAUUUAGACCUGAUGAAAGCGUGGAAGCUGACAACAAAACUAACAGAGGAGCAUGA
Molecule: messenger RNA, 1046 nt
Organism: Girardinichthys multiradiatus
Lineage: Eukaryota; Metazoa; Chordata; Actinopteri; Cyprinodontiformes; Goodeidae
Gene: c1galt1a
Exons: 3
Coding region: 57-1046 (329 amino acids)
Cellular component (GO): membrane
Molecular function (GO): N-acetylgalactosaminide beta-1,3-galactosyltransferase activity
Source: RefSeq, a predicted model, not a curated record